CUUGGUAAAUGUCAAUUGCGAGAAACUGUUCAAGAGAAAGAAGAUGGCCUCAACUCCUCAGUUGUUGGAGAGGGAUCAAACUGGAGCAUGGGACAAAGACAACUAUUCUGUUUGGGGCGUGCUCUUUUGAGAAGAAGUAAAAUAUUGGUGUUGGAUGAAGCAACUGCAUCAAUUGAUAACAUAACUGAUAUGAUUCUGCAGAAAACCAUUAGGACUGAGUUUGCAGAUUGCACAGUGAUCACAGUAGCUCACAGAAUACCAACCGUGAUGGAUUGUACAAUGGUUCUUUCAAUCAGUGAAGGAAAUUUGGUGGAAUAUGAUGAACCAAUGAGCCUAAUGAAGACUGAAGGAUCACUAUUCAGGCAGCUUGUCAAUGAAUACUACUCUCAUUUUCAAUCUACUAUAGAAUCACGUUGAUGCUGGAAAAUUGGUUUUAUUGUGAACUAGACAUGGACUUGCGGUGCGGUUUAUUGAAAUUUCAUGUUUUUAUAUAAUAUUUUAAUAUAUGUAUAUCAAAAUUUUGUAACAUGAUAAUUAUUAUUUUGGAAUGUAAAGAUAUGAAAUAAAUAUAUGAAAAUUGUUAUAUAUUAA
Molecule: messenger RNA, 591 nt
Organism: Cajanus cajan (pigeon pea)
Lineage: Eukaryota; Viridiplantae; Streptophyta; Magnoliopsida; Fabales; Fabaceae
Source: RefSeq, a predicted model, not a curated record